This is a messenger RNA of Ruditapes philippinarum (Manila clam), 1517 nucleotides long. Its product is annotated as thymocyte nuclear protein 1-like. NCBI's taxonomy places the organism in Eukaryota, Metazoa, Mollusca, Bivalvia, Venerida, Veneridae. The record is from RefSeq and is a predicted model, not a curated record. Gene Ontology annotation, cellular component: nucleus. The transcript has 7 exons. The coding region runs from base 123 to 788 and encodes 221 amino acids.
UUACACAUACUUUGAAAAUAAUAAUUUAGAGGCUUUAACUCGCUGGUUUACUGAUUUACACAGUUAAAGAAUAAAACGAGCACCAGUUCAAAAAUCGCGGGAAAUAAAAUAAUCAUCACAAAAUGCCAAAGAAAAGGAAACGUGAAACAGCUCCUGUAAGAAAUGAUCAUAAAAAAGAACCAGAGUCGGAAAUUGUUGAAAAAAGUGAUGUAAACUCUUCUCGAAAGAUUCUCAAAGCAAAGGCUACUUCAGAUUCGAACACUGUACAAUAUUCUCACUGGUUGAUGAAAUCGGAACCGGAAUCCAGGUUUGAGAAUGGAGUUGAUGUGAAGUUUGGUAUUGAGGAUUUAAAGGAGUGCCCUAACCAGACAGCUUGCUGGGAUGGUGUUCGUAAUUACCAGGCAAGGAAUUUCAUGAGGGAUCAGAUGAGAAUUGGUCACAAUGUAUUCUUCUACCACAGCAACACAAAGAUCCCAGGGAUCGCAGGGGUCUGUGAGGUUGUGAAGGAAAGUUAUGUUGACCAUACACAGUUUGAUCCUAAAGAUCCACAUUAUGACAGUUCUGCCAAGAAAGAUAACCCCAGAUGGUUUAUGGUGGAUGUGCAUUUUAAACGAAUGAUGAAACGAUAUAUUCCCCUGUCAGAACUGAAAGAACUUCACCUUAAACAUAAAGAAAGUGGCGGGCCACUUAAAAAUAUUGCAUUAUUCACUAGAGCGAGGCUCUCCGUGCAACCUUUGACCCAAGAGGAGUGGGAUUUUAUCAUGACACUGGAGGACACUGAAUGUUAAAAUGUUCUGACAGAGCGGUUACGACAAAUUUUCCAUCAGAAUGGUGUUCAGACUUAGUCAUGUGUUCUGACUAGAAUAUGUGUUCUUAGUUUCUAGUAUGUUUUAACUCAGGAUAAUGUGUUCCGACUUGUGAUAGUCAAAAAUGUGUUUCACCAGAUUGUGUUCAGACAAGAUUAUGUGUUCUGCCAUGACAAUGUGUUCUUAUUUGGGUUUCUAACUAAGGAUGAUGUGUUCUGACUCAGUCUUGUUUUUUUAUCAGAAUGUAUGGUCUGAUAUAUACUGUGUUCUGACACUAUUUUGUCUCUAACUAGAACACAAAUGAGCCGCAUCACGACAAAACCAACAUAGUGGGUUUGCAACCAGCAUGGAUCCAGACCAGCCUGCGCCUCCGCGCAGUCUUAUCAGGCUCCAUGCCGUUCGCUAUCAGUUUCUCUACUUGCUAUAGGGUUUGUAAGCGAACAGCAUGGAUCCUGAUCAGACUGCGCGGAUACUCCGGCUGGUCUGGAUCCAUGCUGGUCUCAAACCCAUUAUGUUGGUUUUGUUGUGACGCGGCUCAAAUGUGGUUUUGUGUUCUGACCUUAUCAUGGCAUUUAUCUUUAUUCAAAUUUUUUUUUAUAUCAAAUUUUUCACUAUUAUUGUGACUAGAGAUGCAAGAAUUCUUGAAUAUAUGAAAAGUGUGACUCUCUUUGUGUUUUAACAUGAGUGGACAGGAUUAUGCUUGAACUGUUU